Molecule: messenger RNA, 1671 nt
Organism: Neoarius graeffei (lesser salmon catfish)
Lineage: Eukaryota; Metazoa; Chordata; Actinopteri; Siluriformes; Ariidae
Gene: slc35a1
Product: solute carrier family 35 member A1
Exons: 8
Coding region: 179-1183 (334 amino acids)
Biological process (GO): pyrimidine nucleotide-sugar transmembrane transport
Cellular component (GO): Golgi membrane
Molecular function (GO): pyrimidine nucleotide-sugar transmembrane transporter activity
Source: RefSeq, a predicted model, not a curated record
UUUUAUUUUGGAGCGGUCCCGGAAGUGCCGGGUAAUGUCCGCCUCUGAGCUCCACCUCAGCUGUUUGUUUGAACUGCAGCAGUUUGUGGAGACAGAGAUGUUCAGUGCUGUGGCUGCGUUAUUAACACUUUAUAAAGCUUCACAACGGCAAUAGACCUUCAUACCGACCGGGACAGGCAUGGCGGGGGAGAGUGUGAGUGUGGUGUUUAAGCUGUACUGCCUGUGUGUGAUGACGCUGGUUGCCGCUGCCUACACGGUGAUGUUGCGUUACACUCGCACAGUGCAGUCGGAGCUUUACUUCUCCACCACCGCCGUUUGUCUCGCAGAGAUCAUCAAACUACUCGUCAGCUUAGGGAUGCUCACUCGUGAGUCCCAGGGCUUGAGCAGGUGUAAGGAUGUGCUCAUCGAGCAGGUGUUUAAACCUGUGGAGUUGUUGAAGCUCAGCGUGCCGUCUGUAGUUUAUGCCCUGCAGAACAACAUGGCCUUCGUCGCUCUAAGUAACUUGGACGCUGCUGUCUUUCAGGUGACGUAUCAGCUGAAGAUCCCGUGUACGGCUCUGUGCACCGUGCUCAUGCUGAACCGCUCUCUGAGCCGCAUGCAGUGGUUCUCCAUCUUCAUGCUGUGUGUGGGGGUCACCCUGGUUCAGUGGAAACCUGCUGAGCUCACUAAGGUCCAGGUGGAACAGAAGCCCAUCAUCGGCUUUGUGGCCAUCACCGUCGCAGUUCUCUGCUCUGGAUUUGCAGGUGUGUACUUUGAGAAGGUGUUGAAGAGCUCGGAGACGUCUCUGUGGGUGAGGAAUAUUCAGAUGUACCUGUCCGGGAUCGCCAUCACUCUGCUGGGCGUGUACAUGACGGACGGAGCGCAGGUGAUGGAGAAAGGGUUCUUCUACGGCUACACACCGUGGGUCUGCGUUGUCGUCUUUUUAGCCAGUGUCGGCGGUCUCUACACGUCUGUGGUGGUGAAAUACACAGAUAACAUUAUGAAGGGCUUCUCUGCGGCGGCAGCCAUCGUCCUCUCGACCAUCGCCUCCGUCGUGCUGUUCGGCCUGCAGAUCACCGUGACGUUCUUCAGCGGCGCGCUGCUCGUCUGCGUCUCCAUUUACCUGUACGGUUUACCCAGACAGGACACCAGCACGCUAACCAAAGCGAGUAACGCUAGCAAAGAGAAGCUAAUCAACGUGUGAGGAUGAAGACACGCUCCACACAUCUGUCUCUUUGAAACUAGUUCCAUCACGCCUCUGGAGGUGGAGCCUAGCCUGGACAGAAAAAAGGGGGCGGGGCCAGCAGGAAUCUGGAUGACACCAGGACCUGUGAAAAUUGUCAAUUAUUAUUUCCUUAAUGGGGUUCAAAUGGUCGUCACUUUCUUUUUCCCUUCACCUCCUGUUCCCUCCAGCCUGGGAAGUGCACUCGGGCCGUUCCCUAUCCCCUACAGGCUCGCACACUAACCUGCCGCAGUGACCCGUGCAGUGUGAGAGAUGGGCUGGAUUUUCUGUAAUGCUUUCAGAUCUGAUUUUAUUAAAAAGGUCGUCAGUUACACCUUAUAUGGUUGUGCCUAAUUUACAUAUGACCAUAUAAGGAUUACCUGACUUACAUGUUUCAUCAGUUUUUAUCGCGGUGCAUUUAGAACUUUAUGGAGGAAUAAAAUAAAUGGUGUUUGGACGUCAGUAAUAAA